GGAAAGCGUGGUGAUCACACACAAUGAUCACAUUAAUGGGGAAAGAAGGACAGGAUACGCUCUACAGCAGUUUGCUGGGACAUAGACAGGCUGCAUGCUGAACAUUCCUGCUCUGGCAUACAGUACUGGUAGGGAAUUCUUAGAAAAGAAUAUAUUCUCAGCAGAGCAGAGCAUUCUGGUACAAUAGACAAAGACACAUGGAUACUGAUCACAGAAUUAACAACGGUCAAAGUGAAGCGGUAGUGCAGGUGUUAGUUUGACUGUCAUUAGUGGAGUUCUCCAAAAAGCCACAGAGAAGAACGAUUAAAAGAUAAGGGUAUUUCCCAAUAAAAGCUGUCGCCAUGGGAGAAUGGACCAUACUGGAGCGACUGCUGGAAGCAGCUGUCCAGCAGCAUUCAACCAUGAUUGGGAGGAUUCUCCUGACUGUGGUGGUGAUCUUCCGCAUCCUGAUUGUGGGGAUAGUGGGUGAAAAGGUGUAUGAAGACGAGCAAAUCAUGUUCAUCUGCAACACCAUGCAACCUGGCUGUAACCAAGCCUGCUAUGAUAAGGCCUUUCCCAUCUCCCACAUCCGCUACUGGGUCUUUCAGAUCAUCCUGGUCUGUACCCCAAGUCUUUGCUUCAUCACCUACUCGGUUCACCAAUCUGCCAAGCAACGUGAUCGUAGCUACUCUUUCUUACACCCAUACAUGGAGAGAGAUCAUGGACGUGGUGAUCAUGCUCGCAAGCUGCGCAACAUCAAUGGAAUUCUCGUACAGAACCCAGAGACUAUGGGAAAGGAUGACCAUGAGUGUUUGGGUAUGAAGGAGAUUCCCAAUGCCCCACGCGGGCUCACACACACAAAGAGUGCAAAGGUACGCCGGCAAGAGGGUAUUUCUCGAUUCUAUGUCAUUCAGGUAGUCUUCCGUAAUGCCCUAGAGAUAGGCUUCUUGGCUGGCCAGUACUUCCUGUAUGGGUUCAAUGUUCCAGGCAUGUUCGAGUGUGACCGCUAUCCUUGUGUGAAGGAGGUGGAAUGUUAUGUUUCCCGACCUACUGAGAAAACAGUCUUCCUGGUCUUCAUGUUUGCAGUCAGUGGUAUUUGUGUGCUGCUCAACUUAGCUGAACUCAACCACCUUGGCUGGCGAAAGAUUAAGACAGCGAUUCGAGGGGUACAGGCUCGACGCAAGUCCAUUUGUGAAGUGCGCAAGAAAGAUGUCUCACAUCUGUCACAGGCACCCAACCUUGGAAGGACCCAGUCCAGCGAGUCUGCUUAUGUGUGACACACGUAUCUCCAGAACUGGAAAUGUAUCAGAUCUUUUUUUUAAGUUUUAAAUAGAACAUCUUCCUCUUCCUUCCUUAUCAAAGAAAAAAUGUGAAUGAAAGCUAUGAAUGGGAAGACAGUUGAGAAAGAAAAUGUUUAGACUCCAAGGAGAUGAAGUAACAUCGGCAUGAAGAAUGUAUCAAACCGACGUGCAUCAGUGUCAUUGUGGACAAGUUUCCUUAUAGUUACCCAGAAAAUACAAGCAACCCCUUCUUUCACAAAUUUUAAGUGUCACUGAUUUUCAUUAGGAGAAUUCCUCUGAAAACACUCAGGUUUCUAGUGUUAAAACUAUAUAAAAAUAAGCCAGAAUUGCCAAAAUGAAAGAAUUAUCUUAACAUGGGCUUCAUUUUUUAUUUUUACUGCGGGCUGCAGUCUAGGUCUCCUCUAUACUGUACAUACGUACUUAUUUUAUAAAUUCUGUUUAUUUAUUUAUUUUGUGUAUUUAUGUAUGUAUCUAUUUAUUUGUUUUUGAGCUUCUUGAAAAUGAAGCCCACUCAAAGCAGGAAAAAUAACGUAUUUACAUUUUCCUUAUUUUUAAACAACUAGCAUAAAGAUCGUUCUGCUUUGUGCCAACUAGUGCAAUAAUUAAAAGCGAUAUAAUGAAUUGUCAAUUAAUAUAUGAGUGAUAAUGAACUAAGAAUAUAUAUUUUGUUGGGAUCAGGGCAAUAGUAUUUUUGUUGGGGUUUGGACGGUACAGAGGUUAUGUAGAUGGUGUAUAUGCCUCUGAAUUGUCUCAUGUACUCAUGACAAUACAUUCAUAUUCCAAAAAACAAAAAUUAAGCAUGCUUACAGAACAAUAACGGAAUAGAAGAACUAUAAUGACAUGUAACCUAAAAGAUUUGUUUAACAGAUUUGCAUCCUUUUCCUGUCUCAUUUGCAUGCAUGCAUGAGGGAUAGAAAGUAAUACACAAGUUAUCCUGCACCUUUACAUGCAGCAAUGCUGAGAAACUCUGUAGCUUCAGCAAUAAUAUUUAUGAAGAUUACUAAACAAUUAUUAAAAUCUUUGAUACUUCUGCUAUACGUAAAUGUCACUCUGCAAUAUGACGGAGCGACUUGACUCAAUAAAAUGUAAACAUUUUACCUGUUUACUAAGACAGCAGAAAAAAAUAUAUAUUAUAGAAAUACUCUUUAUUUACAUGAUGUCUGUAUUAAUGUAUUUUGCACACAUUUUCCACCUGAAUUGAUAACUUCAAUGAAUGAAGUCUGACUGGGUAGUCUAAUGAUAAGGGGGUAGAUUUCACAGGUAGUUAAAUAACUUUUCAAUCUCCAGGGUAUCUUACCAUGCUGCACCAGUAAAGAACAGAGGAAAUAUCCCCCAACCAAGACUGAGAGUGAUAAAUAAGAAUGAAUUUUAGAAACUGGUUCUUUGAGGUAGAAUUUUUAAGUAUAUAUAUUUGAUUCACACUUAUUGUCAAUAAUAAGGGAGUCUGUAGUUGGCUUCCUGCAAAGUAUAAAGAUGGGUGGGGUUAAGUUUUAAGUUACUCUGGGGUUUCAUUGAUACUGUUAUUCUAGGAUUGAAUGUUUCAAGGUGGGAUAUUUAUGAUGCAUGAGAUUUGGGAACUGAGAAGGCACUCGUCUCUGAUCAUUAUGAAUCAUUUAAUUAAAUUAGCUUAUUACAUGAUGGACAGGUAUCCCUUACGAGUCACUGACUUCCAAUUUUUUAUGCGUACGACUGAACGUUUGCACCAUUAGCCACGCUUAGCUCACUAGCAAUCUUGUCCACAGUUACUAUCUUUGCACUCAACUUUUUCAGUGUUUUUGUGUCACCUCAACUCAAUUUAUCAAUUCCAUUUUUACUCACGGUAAUUAUUGGAAAUUAGGUCCCCAGCAAGAUUUCACCUUACAAUUUCCAGCAUUAGGCUCACAAGAGGAUACCUGUACUCACUUUAACUGAAAAGGGGAGAAUCAAAUGACCACUUGCUAAUUCAGAGUGUGUUGCCUAGACAUAUAUGUCACUUUUUACAUUUAAUGAAAAAGAUGACUUUAGAUUAAUGAAAUAAUGUGGUCAUGUUAAUUAGGUCCAACCAAACAGCAUGAUUUUUUUUUGUUUUUUACUGACAAUGAAUGGAACUAAUUAUUUCAAUUCUAAUUGUUAUAAAACUGGAAGAGACCUUGCAUGCCUUUACAAAUUUUACUUAAAAUUGCUCUAUGCACGAGAUCGAAAAGCAUGGUUUUAUAUUUAUUAUAUAUCUUCUAAAUCUUAUUUCAAAAUAUGCAAAUUUAUUUCGAUCUCAAGACACAUUAAAAUUCAAAAACCAAUCAUUUUAGCUGACACUGUAGUAUAAGCUACUUGCAAUUUAACCCAGGUUAAAAGGAAAUUUAUGAAUAAAUUACUCAUGAAAUAAACUGCAAAGUAAAUCAUAGUGGACUGAGUUCUUGUAAUGCAGUUGAGAGGAAGGCUUUUGGCAGUAUGAAAGAUCCAGACCUGAUAGCUGAAUAUUGAAAUGGGAUUCCAUCAUAUUUUUAUUGACUGACAAACAUAACAUAGCGUUUAAAAAAACAUGCUGGAAUUGUGUUUUAAUUAGACAAAAUGAUGAACAGAUGAAAUAUCUCAGAUCUCAAUUUCUUAAGGGCCUCAUGUUAUUUAUAAAAAGGGACAAUUUACAAAGAAUCAAGAAGAUAAUGGUCCUACAUGACAUUACUUUUGAAAUCUUACACUCAUGACUUAAACUAAACUUAAUCUCACUACUUUAUUAAUGGAUACAUCUGCACAUUUUCCAUCUUCACCAUAGUGAACAUUGUGAAGAUUUUGAUUGCAAUAGAUGUAUAAACUGCUCUUUAAUCUUUUAAUUAACCUCUAUGUGUUUGUAUGAGUCAUGCAAUACUUUGUUGAAUUAAAAACGGUAUGCACAGCAGUUGGUUAACUGCUUGCUGAACCUCAGUCAGAAAUACUGAACCUUCUUUGUACGCGACAAUAAAAUUAUUUCCAUUUCAUUAGUAAAGGCAAUGAAAACAGUGAAUGUGACUUUAAAAUUUAUGUUUCAUCCUGCUUCUAACCUUUAUCCUGGAACCUCCCGAAGGUUUGACUUUGGUCAACAUGCUUUGAGAUAUUUAUUUAUUGAUGUAAAGCACUUUGGUCAGCCACUGGUUGUUUAUAUAAAUAAAAUGACUUGACUUGACUUAAGCUAUAACCCCAUUUUAAUGUAAACAACAUAUCCCACAAGAUAAACUCGUAACAACAUUUAGAACAUGUGUUUAGUUUAGUGUCAUGAAAUUUACACUUAAGGGUGGAAAAAUCCAAUAUGACAUCCUAAGAUCUCGUAAGAAAUGAUUUAUCUCAAAAUUGAUAUUAUGUUUGGAUAAUGCAUAAAUAAAAAUGAUUUUAAUCAUAAUUGUAUGAUGACUGAUAUUUAAUUACAAACUACAAUAUCUCUAUAUUUGCUGGGGUGUUACAGAGAAUCUUAUGCAAAUGUAUAUACACGCACAGAUAUUACAGUCCAUGUCUCAUUUAUGAUUUAAACAUUUCAAGUAGCCUUAAAUGUAAUCCUUGUCUCCUAUAUCAUCCUUGUUUACUUCAACUAAUCGUUUCUUGUUUUUUUGUAAAGUGUCUGGUAUGUUUGAAUUAUCUUGUAUCUAUAUGAUGUAAGUCUUUUUUCUAUACUUUUCAUUUAAAUAAUAUUCAUGUAUGUCUAUCUGCAGACCAGAAUAUCUUGCUCCAAAAAUAAAGCAACUGAAUGAUAUGAACAUGCUAUCA
Molecule: messenger RNA, 4991 nt
Organism: Paramormyrops kingsleyae
Lineage: Eukaryota; Metazoa; Chordata; Actinopteri; Osteoglossiformes; Mormyridae
Product: gap junction delta-2 protein-like
Biological process (GO): cell-cell signaling
Cellular component (GO): connexin complex
Molecular function (GO): gap junction channel activity
Source: RefSeq, a predicted model, not a curated record